AGUCUCAUAUAGUCACUUACCGGUCGAAGCAAAAGACAUUAGCGGAAGCCUCCAGAAGAGUUUGACCAUUAUUUAUUGUUGCUACUAUGGCGUCGCGCAUCAUUGUUGUGGGCAACCAAAGCGGCGCCGACGCGCCGACGCUGACCGCCGCGCUGGCCUGCGCAGCCCCAGGCGACACCGUCGUUGUCUCGCCCGGCGUGUACGAAGAAACGGUGCACCUCGGCGUCGACGUUACGGUCAUGUCCGCCUCGCCAGCUGACGAUGAAGCGGAGGAGGGCAGCAGCGGAGAGGUGGUGCGGGCAACCGUGCGAGGCCCCAUUGUGGUGUCUGCCAACGCGAGGCUGGAGAACAUGGAGGUGCACGGUAUGGUCAGCGUGCGGAAGGGCCACGCGACUCUGGAGCGGUGCGAGAUCCACCACGGCACCGACGGCGUCCGCGCCUACGCCGGCACCACCGUCGAGGUACGCAGCUGCCGCAUCCACGACUGCGCGGCCGGGGGUGACGGGGUGUACUUCAUGAGUGGCGCCGCAGGGGUGGUGUCGGACACCGACGUCUACGACUGUCGUGUCCACGGCGUUCAUGUGCGAGGCAGCUCCGUUGCCCUGCAGGGCAACCGCAUCCGGGACUGCACCUUUGGCAUAUACUACGAAAUGUCUGCCUCGGGGAGCUGCGAGGGCAACACGGUGGAGCACGCGCGCCGCUUCGGCAUUGUCGUCGCAGACGCCAGCAGCCCCUCCGUGACGCGCAACUCGGUGCGGGAGUGCGGCCUCCUCUGCCUCUACGUCUCGAGCGGCGGAACGGGGUUCUGCAGUCAGAACACCUUCGACGGCUCCGUCCACAUCCUGUCCAACUGCCCCAUCCAACUCUCGGGCAACAGAAUCAGCGGCAUGGCAGACGUCGACCCGGCUGAUGUUGGAGAAAUAGCGGCAAUCUAA
This is a messenger RNA of Leptomonas pyrrhocoris, 935 nucleotides long. RefSeq lists its product as hypothetical. The coding region runs from base 87 to 935 and encodes 282 amino acids. The transcript has a single exon. NCBI's taxonomy places the organism in Eukaryota, Euglenozoa, Kinetoplastea, Trypanosomatida, Trypanosomatidae. The record is from RefSeq and is a predicted model, not a curated record. Gene Ontology annotation, biological process: protein ubiquitination; ubiquitin-dependent protein catabolic process; regulation of apoptotic process.